Molecule: messenger RNA, 4151 nt
Organism: Poeciliopsis prolifica (blackstripe livebearer)
Lineage: Eukaryota; Metazoa; Chordata; Actinopteri; Cyprinodontiformes; Poeciliidae
Gene: zmiz1a
Product: zinc finger, MIZ-type containing 1a
Exons: 25
Coding region: 411-3752 (1113 amino acids)
Biological process (GO): protein sumoylation; regulation of transcription by RNA polymerase II
Molecular function (GO): zinc ion binding; SUMO ligase activity
Source: RefSeq, a predicted model, not a curated record
UUCAACUUGCCGUGCUCUACGGUAGUUGAUUCAGUCAGUCAGUCAGUCAGUCACACCGUCUUCGGGGCUCUCUCACGUCGUCUUUGUGAAGUGAAGAGAGCGAAGGAGCGGAGCGCCGUAAACACGCGGCGUGGAGGAACAAUACGCGGCUUUGCCACUUGAGCUUCGAGCAGAAAAUCUCCUCUUAAGGAGAGGUCAGCAUCGGACCGCGCGGGAGAAUACAUGAAGGGCGGGGCGGGGGAGGGGGUGCCAGCUGCAGCACGAGCGCCUCUGAGGUCACGCAGACUCGCUCUGUGAUUGAAUAAGUUUAAGAAGCCGAUUUUGCCUAACAGCAAAUACAGGAACCUCCUCAUCUGAAUCGAGUAAAACACAAAAAAAACUUUUAAUGGAGUCCCGGUAGAGACAUCAAGAUGAACACGUUACCAUCAAUGGAUCGGCAUAUCCAGCAGACCAACGACAGGCUGCAGUGCAUCAAACAGCACUUACAGAACCCGGCCAACUUCCACUCGGCUGCCACGGAGCUGCUCGACUGGUGUGGAGAUCCCCGGGCCUUCCAGCGACCUUUCGAGCAAAGUCUCAUGGGAUGUCUGACGGUGGUGAGCCGCGUUGCCGCCCAGCAGGGGUUCGACUUGGACCUGGGCUACAGGUUGCUUGCUGUGUGUGCUGCCAACCGGGACAAAUUCACUCCUAAGUCUGCAGAAACCAGCACCUGCAGGAGAUGUCAGAGUGAUUCAGCUCUGCUGUCGUCGUGGUGUGAGGAGCUGGGCCGUCUCCUCCUGCUGCGUCAUCAGAAGAACAGGCAGAACGAACCGCAGGGAAAAGUUCCCAUGCAGCCCAGCAUGAACACCAUGAAGCCUGGCCUCACACACAGUGAUGGAUCAUUUCCGUAUGACUCUGUCCCCUGGCAACAAAACACCAACCAGCCUCCAGGGUCACUGUCGGUGGUUACAACUGUGUGGGGUGUGACUAAUACGUCACAAAGUCAGGUGCUGUGUAAUCCUAUGGCGAACAGCAACAACCACAUGAAUCCCGGGGGAAACCACAUGGGAUCGGGUAUGUCGGCCAGCGCAGCAGGGCUCAGUUCGCCGCAGUUCAGCGCUCAGCAGCAGCAAUUCCCAAGCAAAGGAGGAUCCGGCCAGUCGUACAUGCAGCAGGGCAUGUAUGGCAGGCCUGGCUAUCCCGGUGGGCCUGGGGGGUACAAUGGAAGUUAUUCUGGAAACCCCAACGCCCCUCCUGGCGGCAUGGGAAUGACAACCCACACACGUCCCCCUAGUGACUUCACUCCCCCUGCUGCUGCAGCUGCUGCUGCAGCCGUUGCUGCAGCUGCUGCCACAGCCACGGCCACAGCGACUGCCACUGUGGCUGCUCUGCAGGAAACGCAGAAUAAAGAGAUGAACCAGUAUGGACAGAUGUGCCCGUCGUUCCAGAUGGGCCCUGCACCAGCCUACAACAGCCAGUUCAUGAACCAGCCGGGCCCCCGAGGGCCUCCUGGAGGUAUGAACCCAGCUGCCAUGGGCUCAGGCAUGAGCAACCCCAACAUGAGUGGCCCUCCAAUGGGCAUGAGCCAGGCUCGAACACCAGGCAUGGGGCCUUUUGGAGGUCCCAGUCAGAGGAUGCCUCAGCAAGGUUACCCUGGUGGGCCACGGCAAGGCAUUCCCAUGCAGGGGAUAAAGAGGCCGUAUCCUGGGGAGGGGAGUUACGGGGGUCAGCAGUAUGGGCCAAACAGCCAGUUCCAGCCUCAGCAGGGACAAUACCCCUCAUCAUCAAAUCCCUCCAGGCCGCUGCCUUCCCCUAACUACCCCAGCCAACGGAUGCCAGUGCAGCAGGGUCAAGGACAAUACCCCCCUGGUAUGCCCAUGAGCCAGUACUACAAGCAAGAACCAUUCAAUGGUCAGAACACUAGCUUCACUGGAGGCGGAUAUUCCUAUAACCAAGGCAGUGGGCCCCCAAGGCCUGGUAACUACCCGCACUCUCCAGUCCCAGGAAACCCAACUCCUCCCAUGACCCCAGGAAGCAAUAUUCCCCCUUAUCUGUCGCCAAACCAGGAUGUGAAGCCCCCCUUUCCACCCGACAUGAAACCAAAUAUGACAGCACUUCCACCCCCUCCGGGCAACCCAAACGAGGAGCUGCGGCUGACGUUCCCAGUUAGGGACGGGGUGGUGCUGGAACCAUUCCGCCUGGAGCACAACCUGGCUGUCAGUAACCACGUCUUCCACCUGCGACCGUCCGUCCACCAGACACUCAUGUGGAGGUCAGAUCUUGAACUCCAGUUUAAGUGCUACCAUCAUGAAGACAGACAAAUGAACACCAACUGGCCGGCCUCGGUCCAGGUCAGCGUGAACGCCACGCCGCUCACCAUUGAGAGAGGCGACAACAAAACCUCCCACAAGCCACUGCACCUGAAGCACGUCUGCCAGCCGGGGAGGAACACCAUCCAGAUCACGGUCACCGCCUGCUGUUGUUCCCACCUGUUUGUGCUGCAGCUGGUCCACAGGCCAUCUGUGCGCUCCGUCCUCCAGGGGCUCCUGAAGAAGAGGCUCCUUCCUGCAGAACACUGCAUCACCAAGAUUAAGAGGAACUUCAGCAGCGUAGCGGCGUCGGCGGGCAACACCACGCUCAACGGAGAGGACGGCGUGGAGCAGACGGCCAUCAAAGUAUCGCUGAAAUGUCCCAUCACCUUUCGACGCAUCCAGCUCCCCGCGCGGGGCCACGACUGCAAACACGUGCAGUGCUUCGAUUUGGAGUCCUACUUGCAGCUCAACUGUGAGAGAGGGACAUGGAGGUGUCCUGUGUGCAAUAAAACAGCAUUAUUAGAAGGCCUGGAGGUUGACCAGUAUAUGUGGGGUAUUCUUAAUGCCAUCCAAAAUUCAGACUUUGAAGAGGUCACUAUAGACCCCACAUGUAGCUGGAGACCAGUUCCCAUCAAGUCUGAGCUGCACAUCAAAGAGGAUCCAGACGGACCGCUGGCCAAGCGCUUUAAGACUAUGAGUCCGAGUCAGAUGACCAUGCCCAACGUGAUGGACAUGAUCGCUCAGUUGGGGCCCGGUCCAGGACAUGGCCCAGGAUCUGGGCAGGGGCCAGGUCCGGGUCCGAGUUCCUACCCCCACCAUCCUGGACAGCAUCCCAGCGGAAACGGAGAUUACACCGGAUCAGGCAACAGCUACCACAAUCAAGGUAGCUUUGACUUCCCUAACGGGAACCCAUCCGCUGGCGGUGGCGUUGGAGGAGGAGGUGGUCCUCCCAUGAAUGAUUUCAUCCACGGCCCACAGCUCUCCCAUCCUCCCGACGGACCCGGUGGUCUUCUCCCCCAGGACAAGCCUCUUAGCCACGGCAUGAACGAUCCAAUGUCCCAUUCAGAUCAGUCCCAUAACUCCAUGCAGCCGAGCAUGCAUGCGUCCCCGCACGCUGGCAGCCAGUCAGGGCCGCCCUUACAUCACAGCGGCCAGUCAGGGCCGCCCCUGCAUCACAGCGCCCAAUCAUCACAGCCGCCUCGCCAGUCGCAACCGCAGCCUCAGCCGCAGCAGCAGCCGCAGCCGCAGCACCCUGUCCAGAACAGCCACCCCCACGGCGACCUGAGCUUUAACCCCUCCUCAGACACGCAGAUGGCUCAGGGAGCUCAGGACAUGCCCGAACCCUCCCUGGAUCUGCUUCCAGAGCUAGCCAACCCAGAAGAGUUACUCUCCUACUUGGACCCCCCCGACCUUCCCUCCAACAGCAAUGACGACCUACUCUCCCUUUUCGAGAACAACUAGCCCCUCCUCGCCCUCUUCCUGUGAACACUUGGAGCAGCUAGCUGUUUUCACGCACGCGGACUUGCUCGAACUGCUUCCGUGUUGACGACGGGCGUGCGGCACAGGAGCAUGGCUGUGAAGGAAGCGGGACGUCAACGCUCGAUCCCUGCACCCCCCAUUUUUACUCGGCUUGUGUAAAGAUUCCACACACCAGUUCCACCUCCUCUGGCUCCACCAUUCGUAGCCAUGUUGGUGGGCACUAAAUUGAUAUGAAAAUAUUUAUAUAUUAUAUACACAUACAUUACAUGUGUAUAUGAGCAUAUAUAGACAUAUGUGACUUUUCAAAUGAAAACUGUGCAGCUAUAAUCAUAUAUGACAACACGGAGGAGACAGAAGCCUUGUGUUGUAGCUUUCUUUUCU